UCAAGCAAUAUUUUUAUCUAUAAUAAACUUAGAACACCAACAAACUGUGAAAGAUAUGGAGUCAACAAAAGACGAAACACAAUUAAAGUGUUAUACAAAAAAUAUUGAGGUAUACAAUCUUGAGGAGUGCUUCAGAGCGAUACUCGCAAAGAAACCAGUUACAAUAUCUGCAGGCACAGCAUACAAAAUAAUAAUUCAACUGUGCAACACACCUAUAACAUACGGAGAUCACAGAUUAAAAUCAAUUCUACCUUACAUGUUGAUGCACCACAUGACGAUCUGGCCAGGUUGGCAAAAAAUUCUCAAAUAUAAAUCGAACAACUUAGAAUUUAAUAAAUCACUUGAUGUGUUCAAGAAUUACCUCACAUAUAAAAUUAACUAUAUAAUCAAGAAUGACUUCAAAAAGGCUUUAAAUCAAUAUCUUAAUGAUGACAAAGCCAAUAAAGCAGACAAACCAACAUCUGAUUCUUUCACACAAACUGAAUGUCAAAUUAAGGAUUUUUCUCCAUAUACUAUUGUUGUUAACACACCAGCAGAUUGCAUUUCCAGAUUGCUAUUUAGUGAUGGCCCCGAUGAAAAACUUGUUUUAAAAUAUCAUCAACAACAAGGUUGGUCCAACCUAGAUGUCAAAAUAAUGUUCAAUUGGCCUCAUAUUUCUGUUAAGUUUUCAACUUCAGAAAUAGAAAUAAGAAGGAGUAAUAAACACCAAUAUGUACGAUAUAUAUCACUACCUGCAUCAAUUAGGCACACAAUGAAAUCUGAUUUUAUUGAAGAGGUAGACUAUAUUGAUGAGAAAAGACAAAGAAAAGCAUACACUGUGAAUCUCUUGAAGGAAUACUGCAGGAAGUAUGUAGAAUCAUACAAAAGACAUGUUAUAGAGACACAAAAUCCAACACUUAGUGAAAAUAUGUCAGAUUGUGAAGAGUUUUUAGCACAAUUCUGUAUGGACAUUGAAGAAAUAAACAUCAACCAAUCAUUUGCAUCAAACACAUCAGUUCUUUUCAAUAUAAGCGGAUUUUUAUACAGCAGAAGUAAAAAGAUGAGAGUAGAAAACAAUGAGCCUACAGUCUGUUUGUUUGAAUAUUUAACACCAAAAGUUGAACUGAGUUUAGUUCGUUUCUACGGCGUUGUGACUGACGAAACAACAGGUGUAUCUCAAUUUAGGACAUUAAACAAUCCAUCUAUGCCUUUCCUUAGACCUACGAUGGAAUAUAACUGUACUUAUUGUCGAGUCAGGUUUUUAAGUAAAAAAACUUUAAUGGAUCAUUUAUACCAGAAACAUUCACCAGAACCGUCAAUGGUCUGCAGCAAAUGUGCUGUACAGUUUGAUGUUGUUAGUCUAGCCAGAAACAGGUGGAAGCAUAUUUGUAAAGCUGAUACAAAUGAGACUACACAAGACGACUCGCAGAUAUCGCAAAAUAACGGAAUUUAAAAUUCAACGGUGCUUUAUUUUUCAUUAUAAUUAUUUGCACAAAAUUAUACUGAUAAUUGGUGUACAAUUUUUAUUCUGAAACAAUCAACAUUGUAAUAUUAAGUGAUUUUUAUGUUUAUGUACAUCACACUGUUUAGUUGAAACACAAUGUUUAUGUGUUUGAUUUUAUUUUUGAAAAAUAUUAAAUUUUCAUUCAAUAAACAUUUAUAUGUGAAUAUACAUAU
Molecule: messenger RNA, 1656 nt
Organism: Aethina tumida (small hive beetle)
Lineage: Eukaryota; Metazoa; Arthropoda; Insecta; Coleoptera; Nitidulidae
Exons: 5
Coding region: 56-1432 (458 amino acids)
Source: RefSeq, a predicted model, not a curated record